Molecule: messenger RNA, 800 nt
Organism: Paramecium sonneborni
Lineage: Eukaryota; Ciliophora; Oligohymenophorea; Peniculida; Parameciidae
Source: the annotation of a GenBank genome assembly
AUGAAAAAACUCUAAUAGAUUGAGAAUAUUAAACCUUUAAAUACAGAAUUUAGAUUAACUGAUUUAAAUUAUCUAUUGAAUGGUAAUUGUUAUUGAAAUAUAACAAAGGAGGAAAACCUAAAGAGAAGUAUCUUUUGCAUCAUAUAUUUCAACAUUUUCAUCAGGAUUCUGAACUUGCCAAAAAAUUGACAAACAUUAUACUGAUAUACGAAAACCCAAAUGAAUACGAUAAAGAAAAAUGGACUCCAUUACAUCUAGCUGUGAGAUAUAAUUAAAAUAAAGCAGUGAUUUAUGCCAAAUAAAUUGGAUAAUUUAAUUUUCAUAUUCUUGCAGGACAAUAAGGUUUAUCAUUGAUGCAUUUAGCUGUUUUGAAAAGCAAUUAUGAAAUUAUUGAAAUCUUAAUUGUAAUUUCAAUAAUAACAAUUAGGAAGAGAAAGUAUCACUAUUUACUGAAAAUGCUGAUGGAAUAUUACCUAGAAGAUAUGCACUAUAAUCUCCAGUAAAUUUAAAAAUGAUUAAAAAAUAUGAGAAUAGAUAGAUAAUGACAUUUUUAAUAGAUCUUGAGGAUAUAGAUGAUGAUGAAUCUACUCAAGCUAAUAAAGUUUAAAAUUUAAAUGUUUCUUAAUAAUCAAUAAAAUAAGGAGAGGCAUAUGAUGUUCUAAUAACUAGACCAAAAGUAUCAUUAACAUACCAUGUUUAACAGAAAUAAUUUAAUCCUCAAUAUUUAAAAUGUGAAAGAUUUUAUGAUAAUGCUUUAAGCAUAAUAUUCUAAGGAAACGAUGUACUUAUUUGAUAUGCGC